UUCCUCAAACUUCAUACAGCUGCUGUGUCACACCGUCCAGCCUGCACGAGCCCGCACCGCACGCGCUCACCCAACACCAGCACCACCUCUCAGGACUCAACCCGAGCUUCGGCACCGCGUGCGCGUGUGAGAGUGUGUGUGAGAGUGUGUGUGUCGGUGGUCUAAUGGCAGGUUUGAGGAGCGGAUCAGGAGCCACCGGGACCCGGCAGAGAGGACACCCCGCAGCCGCCGUCACGCUCCUCGCGCUGCUGCUCACCUGCGGCGUCAGGUGUGCUGCGGAAAGCGCCAAACUGAGCAACAUUAUCCUGAUUCUCGCCGAUGACCAGGAUGUUCACCUGGGGGGGAUGACCCCCAUGAAGAAAACUAAAGCCUUAAUCGGAGACGCAGGAGCAACUUUUGUGAAUGCUUUCACGGUCACGCCGCUGUGCUGCCCGAGCCGCAGCAGCAUCCUGACGGGUCAGUACCCCCACAACCACGAGGUGAGGAACAACUCGCUGUCGGGGAACUGCUCCAGCCCUCUGUGGCAGAAAGGGCCCGAGUCCACGGCCUUCCCGCUCUACCUCAACAAAAACAAAUACCAGACGUUCUUCGCUGGGAAAUAUCUCAACCAGUACGGCAAGAAAGAAGCAGGAGACAUCGGCCAUGUCCCUCCGGGCUGGGACCAGUGGCACGCACUGGUUGGGAACUCGCAGUACUACAACUACUCGCUCUCAGUCAACGGCAAAGAAGAAAAACACGGAGACAGUUAUGAGAAGGACUACCUCACAGACCUCAUAACGAAUCGGUCCCUCCACUUCCUGGACGACAGGAGUCCCCAGCAUCCCUUCUUCAUGAUGCUGUCUCCGCCAGCGCCUCACUCCCCCUGGACGGCGGCGCCGCAGUACCAGAAGGAGUUCAGUGACGUUAAAGCCCCUCGAGACGGGAGCUUCAACAAACCCGGGAAGGACAAACACUGGCUGCUGCGUCAACCUGUUAACCCCAUGCCAAACAGCUCCCUGGCCUUCCUGGACAGUGCAUACAGGAAAAGGUGGCAGACCCUUUUAUCAGUGGACGACAUGGUGGCGCUGCUGGUUAAAAAACUUGAGUCAAUAAAGGAACUGAACAACACUUACAUCUUCUACACAUCUGAUAACGGCUACCACACAGGUCAGUUCUCUCUGCCCAUUGAUAAGAGGCAGCUGUACGAAUUUGACAUCAGGGUCCCGCUCAUGGUCCGAGGUCCCGGCAUCAAACCAAACCAGACACUGCAGGCUCCAGUGCUGAAUAUUGACCUGGCUCCCACCAUCAUGGACAUAUCUGGUGUCAACCUGUCGACCGUGAACGUGGACGGGCAGUCUUUCCUCUCUCAGAUGGCCCCAUCACUGCGUAACGGCACUACGCGUCCCUUUUUCCUCGUCGAAUACACCGGAGAGGGACACCCAACGACAGAUCCUGCUUGUCCCAAACUGGGUCCGGGACUGUCUCAAUGUUUCCCAGACUGCGUGUGCGAAGACGCCUACAACAACACCUACGCCUGCGUCAGGACCCUCGACAAAGAGCAGAACCUACAAUACUGCGAGUUUGCAGACAGCGAGUCGUUUGUGGAAGUGUACAACCUGACGUCAGACCCCCACCAGCUGGAGAACAUCGUGAAGAAGGUGGACCCGGCCAUCCUGCAGGCCAUGAACCAGCGGCUCAUAAAGCUGCAGUCGUGUCAGGGCGACAGCUGCAGGAACGUCAAGUGAAGAAGCUGCCAAACACAGACUGCUUCACACGUGUGAGGCCUUUUUUCUUAAGUUUCCGUUUUGACUUUUCUCGGGAGGAACAGCACGGGUGUAAAUAAUGAUAAUAACGUGGCGGGAUUCUGUUUAGCUGCUUCAGUUUCAGGGUCCUGGUGUUGUGCAUGCUGGCUCACUGUCACACUGUCAUGGUUUACUGGGACACUUGAACAGAGCAAAGCCACUGUUAAAGGACGUGUUUGACAUUUUGGGAAAUAUACUUACUAGUUUUGUUGCGGAGAGUCAAGGUGGGUUUAUAGUUGUGCGUCGGCGCUACGCAAAGUCUUCGCAUGUGGCCUGCGCUGUUUUUAAGCUUUUAUACUUGUGCGAUGGGGUGUCGGUGUCACAGUAAACACUAGUUGGCGGUGGGGUUUCUAUAAAGUAAAGUUUGAUUGAUAAUCGCUAACAGAGUUUUCCUCUACUCGUUUGAAGCGAGGAACAACAGCUACAUUUAAUAAAAACUAACUUUACUUAAUUUGGCUCCAUUACAACUCACAAAGUUCACUGACAGAACAAUAUCCUUAUUUUAAACACAUUUUCCCCACAAAUACAACAUGCUAAUGUUAUUAGCCCAACCCUAUGGCAUUUUACAUUGUAUAAAUUAGCCUAGUGGCUAGUGGAGUUUUUCUCUACUUGUAUGAUGCCAGAAACAACAACAACAUUUAAUAAAGGGAACGUUAGAAAAAUUGGCUCAAUUACAACUCACAAAGUUCACUGACAAAACAAUUGUCUUAUUUUAAACACAUUUUUUCCCCACAAAUGCAGCAUGCUAACAUUGUUAGCACAAGCCUACAGCAUUUUACAUCGCAGCUACUCGCUGUUACAUUUCUGGAGAUGUGCACGCCGGGCUAUGUCGUAGAUUCAGCAUCGAUUUGACGCAGAAGUAUAAAUCUCACUUAAGAUAAGAAAAUUGACUCCUCUCAUUCAUGGACGGUAAACAUAGCUACAGCCGGCAACUGGCUAACUUAGCUUAGCAUGAAGACUGGAAACAGAGGGAAACAGCUAGCCUAGCCUGUACUUUUGCACAUUUUGCACAGACCCUCCACCAGAAAGCCAAUAAGCAUAUUUCCCCAAACUUCUCCUGAUAUGUUCUUGACACCUGUGCUUUUCCGACAACGACGAGUCAAAAUAUCUGCUGUGAAAAUUUAAUGUUUUUCUGAGCUGUGCUCGUUAUAUCUUAUAAUUACAAAACUUUAGUAUAUUUCUUAACGAUAACUUCCUCGCUCAGUCCAUAUAGAGUGCUGCAGGAAUGAGUCCUAAAACCAAGCAAACUCUUAAAGAAGGAAGGGUCAGUGACUGUAUUUGAAUUUUGCAUUGGAGCCACACUUUGGUGCCAUAGAAGUCAAUGGUUUGGGCAGAGCAGAUCACACUGACAGACAGAGCCAUGAUGUUUGGAGACCAAUAAGAAGGACGACGAACAUGCGUAUUUAGAUGGAAAUUGUCAGUCAGCGUCACAUAAUGUGUGUUUUUUAAUUUUGUGGAAACAUUUUUUAGUCAAAGGUGAAACUACGAAGAUAUGAUGGGCUUUUGUGCGAUUUGCUGUUUUCGCCCCAUUGACUUCUUUAGAAGUGGCAUCAAAGUUUGGCUCCAUUGCAAGACUCAAACACCGUCACUGACAUCACGACCCUUUGUUUUAUAGUUUCUUUGCCUAAAACCCGGAAAGUAGUUUGUGCACUCCUGGUCCCCUUUAAGUCAAUGGGUUUUUGGUUAGAUGCCUGAAAUCUGAACAAAUUGGCUUAAUUUCUUUCAAAAACAUGGAAAAUGUU
Plectropomus leopardus (leopard coralgrouper) is the source of this 3523-nucleotide messenger RNA. It is a transcript of the gene gnsb, whose product is annotated as glucosamine (N-acetyl)-6-sulfatase (Sanfilippo disease IIID), b. NCBI's taxonomy places the organism in Eukaryota, Metazoa, Chordata, Actinopteri, Perciformes, Serranidae. Gene Ontology annotation, molecular function: N-acetylglucosamine-6-sulfatase activity; glycosaminoglycan binding. Gene Ontology annotation, biological process: glycosaminoglycan metabolic process. The record is from RefSeq and is a predicted model, not a curated record.